Ipomoea nil (Japanese morning glory) is the source of this 1278-nucleotide messenger RNA. RefSeq names its product purine permease 3-like. The transcript is spliced from 2 exons. Gene Ontology annotation, molecular function: purine nucleoside transmembrane transporter activity. Gene Ontology annotation, cellular component: membrane. The coding region runs from base 40 to 1149 and encodes 369 amino acids. The record is from RefSeq and is a predicted model, not a curated record. NCBI's taxonomy places the organism in Eukaryota, Viridiplantae, Streptophyta, Magnoliopsida, Solanales, Convolvulaceae.
UUGCACACAUGAGUGCUGUCUUGCUAUAUAUAUAGUAGGAUGGUUGAAAGUUUAUUCUACAAAUUGAAGUUAAAAAUGGAAGUAUCUGAAGGGAAGGGAAAUAUGAGGGGGAGACUAUUCCUCCUCCUCAGCGCCAUUAUGAUGUGCAUCGGCGGCUGCGGCGGCGCUCUCCUCCUUCGACUCUACUUCAUCCGCGGCGGCAACAGAUUAUGGUUCUCCACUUGUCUUUCCACAGCCGGAUGGCCCAUCAACUUCAUCCCACUCGCGGCAGCCUACUACACGCGCCGCCGUCACACAACAACAACCGCUGCAAGCAUUUUCACGAUUACUCGAAACACAUUUUUGGCCGCGGCGGCGCUGGGCGUCCUGCUCGGCAUAAUCAACUACCUCUACACCUACGGCGUCUCGAAGCUCCCCGUCUCCACAUCCGCUCUCAUCGCCGCCUCCCAGCUGGCAUUCACCGCCGGCGGCGCAUUCCUCCUGGUGAAGCAGCGCUUCACGGCGUUCUCGGUGAACGCGGUGGUGCUGUUGACCUUCGGAGCCGGGGUGCUGGCUGUGGGGUCCAACGGAGACCGCCCCGCCGGGGAGUCGAAAAAGGAGUACGUGGCAGCGUUUCUGAUGACCCUUGCAUCGGCGGCUUUGUACGGGGCUCUUCUGCCGUGUAUAGAGUUGACUUACAUCAAAGGAAGACAGUCUUUAACCUAUACUUUGGUUUUGGAGUUUCAGAUGGUUAUGUCCCUCUUUGCCACUGCUUUUUGUACCGUUGGAAUGCUGGUAAACAAAGAUUUUCAGGCAAUUUCUAGGGAAGCCAGAGGAUUUGAGAUAGGAGAAGCAAAUUACUAUGUGGUUGUAGUGGUCACUGCCCUUAUUUGGCAGAUAUUAUUCAUCGGAGCCGCCGGAAGUAUCUGCUACGGAUCGUCUUUGCUCUCUGGCAUUAUCCUCGCUGCAACAAUAUCUCUGACGGAGGUAUUUGCGGUGGUAUUUUACGGUGAGAAAUUUGGAUCGGAAAAGGGGAUUUCAUUGACGCUUUCGCUGUGGGGAAUUGUAUCUUACUUCUAUGGAGAAAUGAAGAAUGGUGAUAAUAAUAAGAAAGAGGAACUUCAGAUUCAAGUGACUAAUAUGGAACCAAAUGAAACUCUUCCUAUGUAACAUUCUAUUGCUCCAUCUACAUCUACAUACAAAUCUAAUAAGAGCCAAUAUAGUUAAGCUUCCAAUGAGAUAUAAAAAAUAUUAGUGUGUAAUUGUUUGUUGAAAUGAAUUGUUCAUACUAUUUUGAUU